AUCAAAACCAAGUAGUAAAGUAAUACGCUACAAGCUUUUACUCUAGUUUUAUACUUAGAAAUGAGUUGAAAUUAAUUUGUAUUUUAAUUAAAUAUUCCUGAUCAUGGUUUUGCAAAAUACAGGAAAAUUUAGGGCAGAGAGAAGUGAUAACAAAAAGGAUGCUGGUCCAUCCACACAAUCCAGGGAAGAAUCUUCAGAAUAUCGAAUUCGUACAGCUGUUGAUAACGAUAGAAUUGACUCUAAAUAUGGGUUCGAAAGAGUACGUGAUACAAAAGAACGCACUGGCUACCUCAUUAACAUGCACACUGCUGAAAUAUUGGAUGAAGAUAAAAGACUGGUUUCAGCUAUGGACUAUUAUUUUAUUGAAAUGGAUGGCUCUCGUUUCAAAGUGUCCCUUAUGUUUCAACCUUACUUCCUUAUUCUAUCAAGAAAAGAAUGUGAACAGGAAGUUAUUCAGUAUUUGUCGAAAAAGUAUGCAGGAACUUUACAUAAAAUAGAUAUUGUUGAGAAGGAAGAUUUGGACUUGCUUAACCAUCUGUCAGGCCUAAAGCAGCGUUACAUUAAGCUCUCAUUUAUGUCACAAAAUGAAUUAACGAAAGUUAGAAGAGAGAUACUGACUGCUGUAAAUAAAAACAAAGAGAGAGAGAAGAAAGAUGCCAUUUAUUCAGAAAUGUUAACUAAUGCUUUAACCAGUGCUGCAGCUAUCGAGCAUGCUAAGAAAAUAACAGAUCAUAUGGAGAAUAUUGUUGAUAUCAGGGAACAUGAUGUGCCAUUUCACGUAAGAGUUUCAAUAGACAUGAAGAUAUUUUGCGGUACUUGGUAUACAGUGAAAAGUCGUGGUACUGAAACACCAAUAUUUACAAGAAGAGAUGAUAUAAUAGAACGACCUGAUCCUAUUGUUUUGGCUUUCGAUAUUGAGACAACGAAGUUACCACUGAAGUUCCCGGACUCACAGACAGAUCAAAUAAUGAUGAUUUCAUAUAUGAUUGAUGGACAAGGAUAUUUGAUAACUAAUAGAGAGAUUAUUUCCACUGAUGUUGAAGAUUUUGAAUAUACACCAAAACCAGAGUUUGAAGGUCAAUUCAUAAUAUUCAAUGAGGUAAAUGAACUGGCUCUCAUACAAAAGUUUUUUGACCACAUCAUGGAUGUUAAACCGCACAUAUUUGUCACAUACAAUGGUGAUUUCUUUGACUGGCCGUUUGUGGAAACGCGUGCGGCAGCGCUUGGCCUCGACAUGAAGCAGGAGAUCGGCUUCAGCAAGCUCUCCGCUAGAGACGGCACCUACGGCUGCAGACCUGCCAUGCAUAUGGACUGUUUGUGUUGGGUGAAGCGAGACUCGUAUUUGCCUGUGGGUUCUCAGGGUCUGAAGGCGGUGGCGAAGGCGAAACUGCGCUAUGACCCCGUGGAACUCGACCCUGAGGAUAUGUGCAGAAUGGCGGCGGAACAACCACAGGUGCUAUCGAACUAUUCAGUAUCAGAUGCGGUGGCUACAUACUAUCUCUAUAUGAAGUAUGUACAUCCAUUUAUUUUUGCCCUUUGUACUAUCAUUCCUUUGGAGCCUGAUGAGGUAUUACGUAAAGGCUCCGGCACGUUAUGUGAAUCUUUACUAAUGGUGGAAGCAUUCCAUGCGAAUAUCGUAUUCCCAAACAAACAAGUUGAGGAACUGAAUAAGCUGACCACGGACGGACAUGUGUUGGAAUCCGAGACAUAUGUAGGUGGACAUGUAGAGGCAUUGGAAUCUGGUGUAUUCCGUGCUGAUAUAAAAUGCAAGUUCCGUAUAGUACCAUCAGCUGUUGACAAAUUGAUGGAAAGCACAGAGAAGACGAUGAGGCAUGCGAUAGAAGUAGAGGAAGGUAUACCUCUCGAGCUGGUCACCAACUUUGAUGAGGUGUGUGCGGAAAUCAAAGCCAAGUUACAGCAUAUGAAAGACCAUCCCCGGAGAGAUGAAAAUCCAUUAAUAUACCAUUUGGAUGUAGGCGCUAUGUAUCCUAAUAUUAUAUUGACUAACAGGUUGCAGCCCUCGGCGAUGGUGAACUCCAGCGUGUGCGCGGUGUGCGACUACAAUCGCCCUGACGCCGUCUGCCAGCGGCACAUGGACUGGAUGUGGCGCGGAGAGUACUUGCCAGCAUCAAGAAGUGAAUACCAACGUAUCCAACAGCAAUUAGAGACGGAAAAGUUUCCUCCUUUACAUCCCGGAGGUCCCCCGAGAGCCUUCCACGUGCUGCCUAAAGAAGACCAGGCUGCAUACGAAAAGAAGCGUUUGGCAGAUUACUGUAAAGUGGCAUACAAGAAAACAAAAGUUACACGAACCGAAGUCAGAACUACGACAGUCUGUCAGAAGGAGAAUUCGUUUUACGUCGACACAGUACGAGCAUUUAGGGACCGUCGUUACGAGUACAAAGCGUUGAAUAAGCAAGCUAAAGCGAUGGUAACAGCGGCUAUAAAGAGCGGAGACGCAGCCGAUGUGAAGAGCGCUAAGAGCCGUGAAGUGUUAUACGACUCGUUGCAGCUCGCACACAAAUGCAUCCUUAACUCCUUCUACGGAUACGUCAUGAGACGCGGAGCUCGCUGGCACAGUAUGGAGAUGGCGGGCAUCGUGUGUUACACGGGCGCUAAUAUUAUAAUGCGAGCUCGCGAAAUCAUCGAGCAAAUUGGCCGCCCACUAGAGUUGGAUACAGACGGUAUAUGGUGUGUGCUGCCGGCCUCGUUUCCAGAGAACGUCACAAUAACGACCACACACGAGAAGAAGAAGAAAAUCAACGUAUCCUAUCCUAAUGCGGUACUUAAUGCUAUGGUUAAGGACCAUUUCACGAAUGAUCAAUACUUUGAAUUAAAAGACGCGGAGGCAAAAAUUUACGAACAACGUGCUGAGAAUUCCAUAUUCUUUGAAGUGGACGGACCCUACCUCGCCAUGGUUCUGCCCGCCUCUAAAGAGGAGGGCAAAAAACUAAAGAAGAGAUACGCUGUUUUCAAUUUUGACGGCUCACUUGCUGAACUAAAAGGUUUCGAAGUGAAACGUCGCGGUGAAUUGCAAUUAAUAAAAAUAUUCCAAUCAUCAGUGUUUGAAGCAUUUUUAAAAGGGAAUGAUUUAAAAACUUGUUAUAGUGCAGUCGCGAAAGUGGCCGAUUAUUGGCUCGAUGUGUUGUACAGUAAGGGCUCGAAUAUGCCGGACUCAGAGUUAUUCGAGUUGAUAUCAGAAAAUAGAUCAAUGUCGAAGAAGUUAGAAGAUUACGGAGGACAAAAGUCUACUUCAAUAUCUACUGCUAAAAGAUUAGCUGAAUUCCUCGGUGAUGAGAUGGUGAAAGAUGCUGGACUAGCUUGCAGGUUUAUAAUAUCUCGGAAACCAGAGGGCGCUCCAGUAACAGAGCGUGCGGUGCCUCUGGCCAUCUUCCAAUCCCCGGCUGGCGUGCGGAGACACCACCUCCGUCGCUGGCUGAAGGAUCCCACAGUAGCUGACGAUGUUGAUAUACGAGAUGUGCUGGACUGGGCCUACUAUAUAGAGAGACUGAGCGGCGCUAUUCAGAAGAUUAUUACUAUACCUGCUGCUAUGCAAGGGUUAGAUAACCCAGUACCUAGAGUGCAGUAUCCCGAUUGGCUGCAUAAGAAAAUGCUCGCUAAAACGGAUAAAUUCAAGACGAGAAAGAUCACGGACAUGUUCAGUGCUAAACCAAGAGAAAUUCAGCAAGUACAAGAUGAAGCGGGAGGAAGUCAAGAUGAAACUGGUAACACCGAAAUGGACAUUGAAGAUAUAGGAAAAACGACUACAAAUAAAAGUCCGAUCAGACCAAUAGUACACAAAGUGAAAAGAAAACGCGAGGAAUCGCCUACUAAAGAAUUCGCUACAUGGAGGGAGGCGUUAGGACCUCCACCGCCCUUCGGCGAUACAAAGGAAGAACGUAUAGCAUGGAUUGUAUUUCAAAAGAAAAAAUGGAAAUGGCAAAUGGAACAAAAGGGUUUAGCUAAUCGAAAUAAACGAGGUAAAAUUGAGAAAUCACCCGCUAUACCUAAAAGCACAGGGCCUGUUAACACUUUGGGUGGGUUUCUGAAAAGAGCUCAACGUACGUUGUUGAAUACACCCUGGCAGAUCAUACAGGUAUCAGAAACAUCAGAACCAGGUCUCUUCAGGUUAUGGGCGUUAGUGGGUAACGAGUUACAUCAGAUACGCCUGACUGUGCCGCGCACGUUCUACGUGAACCAGCGCGUGUCCCGCGGCGCGGACAGCGGCACCUACUGGAAGAAAUGCAACCGAGUGCUGCCGCGCGCGCACCCCGCCUUGCAUCUCUACCAGUAUACUGUACCUGAACAGAUAUAUAGGGAACAUCAGGAGGAAUUAAUGGGAGAACUAUCAGCGCCAGAAAUCGAAGGAAUCUACGAGACUCAGAUGAGCCUGGAAUUCAGAGUUCUAGUACAACUGGGCUGCAUCUGUACUGUCGACCCACAGGAGGCCAGAAAGAUGAUUCAAUCCGGUACAAACGUAAUGGAUAUGUUCACUUUGAGCCAACUUCAGUUCAAGAGUGUUGCACAUCAGCCAUAUUUACCUAAACAAGAUGGUGUAUCGCCUAUGAAACAUAUAUUUCUGUACCAACAUUCAGCGUUAAACUCUAGCAGAAGUAUGUGGGCGUUAAUACUGGGUCCUAUUAAGAAGGGUUACAUAUUUGUACUGGACACAGUCAAGACAAAUCAGCUCCCCAAUAUGAAUACACUGUUUGCUGCGGAACGUACAGCUAAGAUAAAGCUAGGAACGGAUGAAAGCGAGCUGGUCAGCGCGGAGCUGACAUGGGAGACGGUGGUGGAAAGUUCUGGACGCGCAGUAUGGCGCGGCGUGGGGCGUGCGUUACAGCGGUACAGAGAUGAGCGCUGUGGUGCUACGUUACUCGCGCUGCAGACUUCGUUGUCGACGGCGGCGUUGCUCACAUUGAUACCAGGUUUGUCAGAGUUUCCCUUAGUGCCGCUGCACGUACGCGACGUGGAGACUCUGUACAGUACGUUGGAGUGGCAGCGGCUGGGAGCGCGCGCCAUCGUGCGACAUUACCUCAACCUGGACUCCGUAUUGAAUAUGACUAUUGAACAAAGCAGAUAUUUCCAUGUGCCUGUAGGCAACAUGCCGUCAGACCCGACGCUGUUCGGCGCGGACCUGUUCUACGCGAGACAUCUCGUCAAGAACAACUUCGUGCUCUGGUGCUCCAACUUGGAGAGACCUGAUCUCGGCGGCAGAGAGAUCGAUGAUAAUAGGUUAGUGAGCGAAGUGGAGGAGAUGUGUGUGUGCGCGCACAGCGCGAGCGGCGCGUACGGCGUGUGCGUGGAGCUGGAGAGCGACGCGCUGAGCGUGUGCGCGCUGCUGCAGGCGCAGCACGUGCUGCACGCGGAGGGCACCAGCGCCGCCACCUCCUUCGGCGCUCACCACCACAACAUACAGGAUGCUAUCACUUCUACAGGUGCAAAUGCGACGACUAACUACGACGAGGCGGCGCAGUGCAGCGCCGCGUUUAAGAUCUUGCGCACGAUGGUGGCGGCCUGGCUGCGUGACGUCACGCAAUACAAAAACGUCUUCGCUGAUUAUCAGAUAUCGCACUUUUAUAGAUGGCUGAAGACGCCAACAUCACUCCUAUACGACCCCGCGCUGCGUCGUACUCUGUACAACCUGAUGAAGAAGCUGUUCCUCAUGCUGGUGGCGGAGUUCAAGCGGCUCGGCUCCGCCAUAGUGUAUGCUGACUUCAAUAAAAUAAUUCUCUAUACUAAGAAGAAUACUGUCAUGGAUGGUAUCGGGUACGUGGAGUUCGUGGUGCAGAGCAUCAGGAACAAGGAGCUGUUCCACGGCAUCGACAUCCGCUACAAGCAGUGCUGGUCCUACCUACUGUGGCUGGAUGAGGCAAACCACGCCGGGAUACAGGGCAAGUUGCCGGCAGGUUUAGUUGAAGUCGGCUCGUCACAGGCCCCGGCACAAAGUGAGGAAAAUUCACAAGAAGAGGGCGAGGUGACGAUGCAGUGGAACUUGGCGGAGUUCCUACCACUGGCUGUGAGGGAGCAUUUCUCUACGGCGGUGGCGGGCUUCCUCAGCGCUGCCUACUCCGCACCGGAUAAACUACCCGCUUUAGUCGCUGGAGAAAUAUCACAGAAACUGUUCCGUGUAACAGAGAAGAUAAACUUACGUAUGCCGUGUUUGCGUGCGGGCGACAUACCCGCGCAGCCGGGCGCGCGCGCGGACGCAGCGGACGCCACGCCCGCGCUGCUCUUCGUCAACGCAGUCUGCAAAGUGCUCUCAUUACACCAAUCUAUUGAUGAUCAGGUAACACUACUACGUCGCAACUUGCUCCGUCUGCUGGGUGUUGGUGAGUUCAGUAGCGCGGCGCAGUGGCGCGAGCCGUGCGCCGCCUGCCCGCUGCCGGAGAUCAUCUGCAACGUGUGCAACGCCUGCAGGGACCUCGACCUCUGCAGGGACACGCACAGGGACGUACUCAAUGACACGCCAGUGUGUCUCUGUCCCACAUGUGGAACACCAUACGAUAACCAGGAGUUGGAAUGGAGGCUGAUCGAAGUCAUGAACAGGCGGGCAAUGACUUUCACGUUACAAGACCUUGUUUGUACCAGAUGCCAUCAGGUGAAAAGAGAAAAUCUAGCAGUUGUAUGUGACUGCGCUGGUGAUUUCGCACUAAUGGUCCCACAGAAAGAAAUCCAAACUCAACUAAGUACAUUCAAGACAAUUGCUGAAUACUACAAGAUGCCGUUAUUGUUAGAACUCAUUGAAUUUAAUUUAAGUAACAUGUGAUAUAAUAUUUAAGAUGUACAGUGAGCUUUGAUAACAGUGUUCCACCUAUAGAAUGGUAAUUAAAUUAG
Papilio polytes (common Mormon) is the source of this 6834-nucleotide messenger RNA. It is a transcript of the gene DNApol-epsilon255, whose product is annotated as DNA polymerase epsilon catalytic subunit A. Gene Ontology annotation, cellular component: nucleus; epsilon DNA polymerase complex. Gene Ontology annotation, biological process: leading strand elongation; mitotic cell cycle; DNA replication. Bases 104 to 6766 code for a protein of 2220 amino acids. Lineage: Eukaryota; Metazoa; Arthropoda; Insecta; Lepidoptera; Papilionidae. The record is from RefSeq and is a predicted model, not a curated record. The transcript is spliced from 41 exons. Gene Ontology annotation, molecular function: DNA binding; DNA-directed DNA polymerase activity; nucleotide binding.